CCAAAUACUCUGUACGAAGAUUUUAAAAAAUUAUGAGUUUCUUUCUUCUCUAACAGGCGAGAGAGAUCAUAAGAUCUGAGCAGUAAAAAUCCACACAAUUAUUAUAUGGUCAAAACUGAAAAUAGCUAGAAUUUCAAUAUAAAAUUUGAUUAACAUUAAUUUAACCACCAAAUCUGGUAUAAUCCGACAUCACUUUGUCCAAGGUAAGAGCGGGAAGAAGACGAUUGACAGAUCUGGAUCGCGCUCCAAAAGGCCCCAAGAACUUCUAGUUUCGCGGAUCAUUGAUUUCAAUUUUCAAACUUAAAUAAAUAUUAACCAUGUCAAUGUCACGGAGGCCAGUGAAUCCUACACGACGGCUUUCUGAUGGUGGAAGCAUCCCUUUUGUUGGAUCCAUGAAUUCGAAAUCACGUUCAUCACCUCUACUAUCUAUCGGGCUUUUAGUUGUGGGUGCAAUUCUUCUAAUCGGAUAUUUAUAUAGUGGGCCAGGUGGACUUAGUGUUGGAAAAGGAGCUUUAAGUAAAAUUGAAGGUGGUGUAUCAUGCACGCUAGAAGUCCAGAGGGCAUUACCUGUUUUAAAGAAGGCAUAUGGUGACAGUAUGCAUAAAAUAUUGCAUGUGGGUCCAGACUCUUGUUCAGUGGUAUCACAACUGUUAAAAGAGGAGGAUACUGAGGCCUGGGGUGUAGAACCGUAUGACUUAGAUGAUGCUGAUGCGAAUUGCAAGAGUCUUGUACGCAAAGGCAUUGUGCGUGUGGCUGAUAUCAAGUUCCCUCUGGCAUACCGUGCAAAAUCGUUUUCUUUAGUUAUAGUAUCAGAUGCUGUGGAUUACUUGUCUCCAAAGUAUCUUAAUAAAACUCUUCCAGAAUUGGCAAGGGUAUCGGCUGAUGGCCUUGUCAUACUUGCUGGUUACCCUGGUCAGACUAGAACCAAAGUUGCGGAGCUAUCCAAAUUUGGUCGUCCAGCUAAAUUGCGGAGCUCAUCUUGGUGGAUAAGGUACUUUCUUUCGACUGGGUUAGAGGAUAAUGAAGCUGCUGGAAAGAAGUUUGAACAGGCUUCAGUCAAGAAGACAUAUGCGCCAGCUUGCCAAAUUUUCCAUCUAAAGUCCUUGAGUUGAGAACCCCGCUUGUCAUAUCUCUCAAGUUGUUAACAAGCUUAUUGGUGAAAGGCAUGCCAACAAGUAUCUUCAGCACCGGAAGGGUAAAUUAUAUAUUGUGGUAAAUUAUAUUGCUUCUUUUUGAGACUGUAGAUCCUUCUGUUAAAUUUAUUCAGGGAAUGAAGAAGGCAGCAAACUCCUGCCCUGAUAUAUUCCUUUUUUUUUUUUGUUUUUUUGUUUUUUUGAGUAAGUCUGUGAUGUAUUCUUUUGAAUGUAGGUUUCUCUUUUCCCUGCAUAUCUUUUUUUUUUUUUUUUUUUUUUUUUCCCCCCUAUCUUUUAUAGAUGCAGAGAGGUAGAACUUUUAGCA
Messenger RNA from Carica papaya (papaya), 1458 nucleotides. Its product is annotated as putative pectin methylesterase CGR2. Gene Ontology annotation, biological process: pectin metabolic process. Gene Ontology annotation, molecular function: methyltransferase activity. The record is from RefSeq and is a predicted model, not a curated record. Lineage: Eukaryota; Viridiplantae; Streptophyta; Magnoliopsida; Brassicales; Caricaceae.